Messenger RNA from Capronia epimyces CBS 606.96, 1662 nucleotides. Its product is annotated as phosphoglucomutase. The record is from RefSeq and is a predicted model, not a curated record. NCBI's taxonomy places the organism in Eukaryota, Fungi, Ascomycota, Eurotiomycetes, Chaetothyriales, Herpotrichiellaceae. Gene Ontology annotation, biological process: carbohydrate metabolic process. Gene Ontology annotation, cellular component: cytosol. Bases 1 to 1662 code for a protein of 553 amino acids. Gene Ontology annotation, molecular function: magnesium ion binding; phosphoglucomutase activity. The transcript has 3 exons.
AUGGUCAAGGAAGUCCAGUUCAAGCCCUUCACGGACCAGAAGCCUGGCACGUCAGGACUUCGUAAGAAGGUCACCGUCUUCCAGCAACCACACUACAGCGAAUCUUUCAUUACAUCCAUCCUCCUCUCCAUUCCGGAAGGUGCAGAGGGCGCCUUUCUGGUCAUUGGUGGUGAUGGAAGAUAUUGGAACCCCGAAGUCGUUCAGCUCAUUGCAAAGAUUGGUGCUGCUUAUGGCGUGAAAAAGCUACUCAUUGGUCAAAAUGGCAUACUGAGCACUCCUGCCGCCAGCAACAUCAUCCGCAAGCGCAAGGCCACCGGUGGCAUUCUGCUCACCGCCAGUCACAACCCAGGUGGUCCCAAGGCCGACUUCGGUAUGAAGUACAACCUUUCCAACGGAGCCCCUGCCCCCGAAUCGGUCACAAAUAAGAUCUUCGAGUUCUCCAAGACCCUCACUUCCUACAAGAUUGCCGACAUCCCCAACAUCGAUAUCUCCACAAUUGGCACACAAAAAUAUGGCGAUUUGGAAGUCGAGAUCGUUGAUUCCGUAGCGGACUAUACCGCCAUGCUGAAGGAUAUCUUUGAUUUCGACCUGAUCCGCUCCUUUUUGAAGUCCCAGCCCGAUUUCAAGAUUCUCUUCGACGGCUUGAAUGGUGUCACUGGCCCGUACGGGAUUGACAUCUUCCAGAAGGAGCUUGGUUUGGGACCUGAAAGCACUCAAGAUUGUAUUCCAAAGCCUGACUUCGGCGGCGGUCACCCAGACCCGAACCUAACAUAUGCGCAUUCUCUAGUCGAACGAGUGGAGAGGGAAGGCAUUCUUUUCGGCGCUGCUUCGGACGGAGAUGGCGACCGAAACAUGAUUUAUGGCAAGAAUGCUUUUGUGUCACCUGGUGACUCUUUGGCCAUCAUUGCCCACUAUGCGAAGAAAUAUAUUCCUUAUUUCCAGAAACAAGGCGUUUACGGGCUGGCAAGAUCCUUCCCCACUUCGGGAGCCGUCGACUUGGUGGCCAAAAAGCAAGGGCUGUCGCUCUAUGUCGUCCCUACUGGAUGGAAGUUCUUCUGUUCCCUUUUCGACACCAACAAGAUGUCGAUCUGUGGUGAAGAGUCAUUUGGCACGGGCUCAAACCAUAUUCGGGAGAAGGAUGGACUGUGGGCUAUAACAGCUUGGCUUAACAUCAUUGCUGGCGUUGGCAGGGACACUGGCAAAGUUCCCUCCAUUGGCGAGAUACAAAAGGAGUUCUGGAGCGAAUACGGCCGAGUCUACUUCACCCGCUACGAUUACGAGAAUGUCAGCAGCGAGGGGGCCAAUGACAUGGUCAGCCACCUGAAAGAGAAGAUCUCCAAGGCUGACACCGUUGGCUCAGAGAUACAAGGUCGCAAGAUUACUGAAGCCGAUGACUUUUCGUACACCGACCUGGAUGGCUCGGUGUCAAAGAACCAAGGCAUCUAUUUCAAGUUUGACGAUGGAACCCGAGUUGUUGUCCGACUGUCAGGAACAGGCAGCAGCGGCGCCACCAUUCGACUCUAUGUCGAGAAGCUUGAGGAGGACAGGAACAAGAUUCUUGAAGAGACACAGACAUACUUGAAGGGAGCGGUUGAGCUGGCAGUUGAGCUCUUGCAACUUCAGAAAUUCAUUGGACGAACCGAACCCGACGUCACCACCUAG